This is a messenger RNA of Morone saxatilis (striped sea-bass), 833 nucleotides long. RefSeq names its product dual specificity phosphatase 11 (RNA/RNP complex 1-interacting) (gene dusp11). Gene Ontology annotation, molecular function: protein tyrosine/serine/threonine phosphatase activity; polynucleotide 5'-phosphatase activity. Lineage: Eukaryota; Metazoa; Chordata; Actinopteri; Moronidae. Gene Ontology annotation, biological process: dephosphorylation. The annotation marks the transcript as partial. The transcript has 2 exons. The record is from RefSeq and is a predicted model, not a curated record.
AUGUGCUGCGUCAGCGGGCACGUGGCUCCAGGGUUGUGAGCGUGCUGCUGCGCGUGAAGACACUCGUUGAUUCAGCGGGUUUUUGUCUGUUUUUCGGGUUUUUACAAAGUUUUUAACGUGUUACUUCACACGAAUACUUCACUGCUACAGCAGGUGAACAGACUUCAGCUGAGAUGCCUCAUGAUAAAAAGAAGAAGAAGAAGACCGGGGUACCGGACCGGUGGCUGGACUACCGUCCUGUAGGACAGAGGAUACCUGGAACUCGAUUCAUCGCCUUCAAGGUGCCGUUAAAACCAUCUCUGAACCGCCAAGUCCCUGAGUCGAAGUUUGGCCUCUGGGACCUGCUGGACCACCUGCAGAGCCAGAACCAGGAGCUGGGUCUGAUUAUCGACCUGACCUUCACCACGAGGUACUACGGACUGUCGGACGUUCCGCAGUCCUGGUCUUACGUCAAGAUCCUCACCAAGGGACGCCACGUUCCCUCUGAUGCCACCAUUCUGAGCUUCAAACGGGCGGUGAGACAGUUCCUGAAAGAGAACCGGGACAACGACAAGCUGAUCGGGGUCCACUGCACCCACGGCCUGAACCGCACCGGGUACCUGGUCUGCAGGUACCUCAUAGACGUGGAAGGGAUGGACGCUGCGACGGCGCUGGAGCUCUUUAACUCCUGCAGAGGUCACCACAUUGAGAGGCAGAACUACCUGAACGACCUGCGGCGAGGAGCCAAGAGGAGCAAUGCCGGCAUCAACGAGCCAGAGGAGGAAGCGGCCAGAGGGCUCGCUGCAGAGAGACCGCCGCGGACUAGAACCACUGAGGGCGAGAGACCGCCGCAG